Messenger RNA from Neurospora tetrasperma FGSC 2508, 2619 nucleotides. RefSeq lists its product as uncharacterized. The transcript has 4 exons. Bases 1 to 2619 code for a protein of 872 amino acids. NCBI's taxonomy places the organism in Eukaryota, Fungi, Ascomycota, Sordariomycetes, Sordariales, Sordariaceae. The record is from RefSeq and is a predicted model, not a curated record.
AUGUCUGCCCAAUCCAAUAUCAUCGCGCCAGCGGAAAAUUCACCCGAACCAACGGAGAUGGCAGGCUAUUAUUCCCCAUAUCGUACCGGCCAUGCUAUGGGUGCCUGGACGGAUCUCCGUAUGAAUGUCCGUCCCGAGUCUGGCGACUCCGUAAGAAUGGACGCAUUUGCAGCCCUUCAGUUGAUUAUCAAGGUAGCCUAUACGGUCCAGAUGUUCGAUGAACUCCAGCCAUACCUAGUGUCCCAGGAGCAAACCGCAGCCAAAUACCACGACUUUUUUGAUACAAUGUGUGAGUAUCUCCUUCUUUGCCAUCUACGAAAGGUCUACGAGGCAACGCCGAAAGUAGCGUCAAUACAAGUGUUGCAUAGCAAAAUACUUGCAUACUCGAUGGUACUACGGGAUACGUACGAGCAACUGCAUAAAAUACUUGAAGUGAUCCUGGAGCCCAGCUUUCUCCGAACAAUAUGUUCCGAACAAGAAGCAGCUUUUCUUUGCAACUGCAGCCACUUUACCUCUGGUUACCUGCCUCAUGAGGAUAUCGAACAAAACGUGUGUAACCUGGUAGUCGCCCUUCACGAUGAUGGUGAAGCUGGACUAAGACACCGACAAGAUCCGUUCUACAACACCCAUCGGUACAUGCUCAACGAUCUGCUUCUCCAACUCUUCGAGCAAGAGCCAUUGGUGCUUGAUAGUAUCUUCAUGCAAAGGUGGUACAAACUACUGGGCAUGAGCGAUGUGGAUGUUCCUCUACCCAGCUACAUCCCUCGAGAGGCAUGGAAGGACAACUUUAUUCCCACGGAAAACUCGCAUUGGUCAACCAAGUGGUUGGAGGAAUACUUCAUCGCGGCGUUGACCGGGUUGGAUUCGUUCAGACCGGUUUACAUAUUUUUGGAUGGACCAUCAGGUUUCAGAACGCAGACCUGGGAGGAUAACAACGCGGACUAUUUCCACUUCACGAAGUUCAUUGAGAAAGUUCGCAACAUCCAACCUUGGCACAAAAUCAAAGACAGAGAACAAGCCGGGGGUAAUACAGCUGCCAUGCCCGUAACGAAUUCGAUCAAAAUCAUCGUAGCGAGUAGACCGGAAAAAGACUUCCACGACUUCCAUCUUGCUCGCAAAGUCAUCAAAUCUGGGUCAGUCAUGACAGUUGGCGUGGAAGCGCCGAUGCUUCGUGUCCAGGACAUCAACGGCAAUGACAUGAAACUUAUCUGCCGCCACAGGUUCGGCAUGUUGGAGAAAGGUUACAGCACGAAGACCCCGAGAUGGCGUCAGAAGAGAAUGGAAGAGACGGUGGAAGAAAUUGUGAGGGAAGCCAACGGGUGUUACCAAGUGUUACAAGACGCUUUGGAUCGUCAUUCCCAGACCAAGUUUGAUGAAGAUGGAGAAGAAGUGCCGUCUUGUUGGUCCUCCUGUUUUCCAUGCUAUGACAGCAAAAAUGAUUUGUGCUACAAUCAAGAAUUGGAACUCGGAAGACUUCACGAACGCGAUGCCCUUCUGGUCCGGGACAGAACUGAUGCUGACGUCCAUCUACCAAGAUCAUUCAGGCUCUACAGCUCCAUGCUUUCUCAAAUCUGUUGGGUCAACCAACUCAACGACUCCCGCGACAUCUCAUACUAUCUCAACCUUAUCCUCGCCCACAACCACUCCUAUCGUUUCACCUCGGUCCGUUUGAAAAAUCGGCCCCUGUCCCUCCUUGAAGUUGUUCUGGCUAAGGGGAACAAACUGCCUCUCUACCCCUCAACAGAAACAGUUGACCGCCUCUGGCAAAAUUGCCAAUUAACAGCCAACAAACUCAACAAGGACCUAUACCCCUUCGUCGUGCUGAAGGAUAUGGAACCUCAUCACCAAGUCUUGCCUCCCAAAAGCUUAAAGUCAGGGAAUGGCAAGACCAUAUACGAGGAAAACGACUACGCCGACCUCAUCCCCUUCGCCAACCGCGCCAUUGUUCCCAUCCAUCCGCGUUUCAUAGAUUUCCUGGUCUCCAUGCCCGAAGGCAUCGAGCUCCUCAACCGAGACUGUGGCUGUAACAAUGACCAGUUUACCCCCAAUGAGGAUGGCAAGUUAGUCUGCCAAUGUACCUCCUCAGACCGCCUGCAAUGGCACGAAAAACGAAUCAAACGAUUACUCUGCGCUUCCCUCUUCGAACACCGCUUCUUGCUUCCUACCCUACAAGACAUAAGGCCAGUCUACAAAAAACACGUUCAACUGAUUGAGUCCUCAAAGGAACUUUGUCACUUGGCGGAUUUGGUAGAAGGGGAUGAUCCUAUCGUGCAUCUCCGUGUGGUUCCGCGUCCGGGUCCGGCCCCUUCCGCCUCUCUUCUUCCACCUACACAAUCUCCACCUUCCGCUUCCACCUCCUGGGACAUGGAAGGAAGAUGGGGUGGAUCUGGAAGGAAAAGAGGUUGGUUUCCUCGGGAAUGGGUGGAAGAAUUUUCGAUGAAGGAGCCGAAGGGGCUGUGGGGGAGGUUUUCGGAGAUGUUUACCUCUGGCAAAACGCAGGCACCGAAUAUUGAACUGCAGAACCAGGAGGCGCGGAAGAUGGUAGCGGAUACUUCCUCUAUGAAGAAGGAGAAAAUCACUGGGAACACAACUUCUAGGAACACGGAGAUGGAAGGGUGA